UAACGUAUUCCUCCUCUUUUUAUUUUUAUUAUUUUUAAUAUCAGUAUUUAGAAACUGCAAAAUCAAAAGGCUAACUGUCAACUGUCAUUACAGUCCACAACUUCCACCACCCCCUCAAAUGGCGGCUAUCGCCACCGCCAUAACCACCUCCUACCUCUCUAACAACUCUUUCAGCCACUACCAAUCUUCAACCUUUCGUUUCUCAUCACUCAGUUAUCCAAUCAACUCUUCAUCUCUUUCUCUAAAUGCCAAACGUCACCCUCCUCGGACUACUUCUUUUCCAAUAUUCUCUAGUCAUGGCGGUGACAGUAAUAUCGGUGGAGGUGGCGGCGUAGGAGGAGGCGGAGGUGGAGGAGGGAAGGAUGAUGGAAAUGCAGGGGAAAGGAACAAGAAAGAAGCAAUGAUGGCUUUAGCUGAAGCUGAAAGAACAUUGGACAGUUUGCCUAAGGACUUGGCUGCUGCAAUUGAGGCUGGGAAGAUACCUCAGGCCAUCGUUCACCGGUUCUUGGAGCUCGAAAAGUCACCCGUGCUUCGGUGGUUGCUUGGUUUUGGUGGGUUUAGAGAACGGCUACUGGCUGAUGAUCUUUUCUUGACUAAAGUUGCUAUAGAGUGUGGCAUUGGUAUCUUUACUAAGAGUGCUGCAGAGCUGGAGAAGCGUAGGGAGAAUUUCAAAAAGGAGCUGGACUUUGUCUGUGCUGAUGUGGUGAUGGCCAUUGUUGCUGAUUUUAUGCUGGUCUGGCUCCCAGCUCCUACUGUUAUUCUCCGUCCUUCUCUUGCAAUUAGCUCUGGGCCUCUUACUAAACUUUUCUACAACUGCCCAGACAACGCAUUUCAGGUUGUGUUGGCUGGUACUUCCUAUUCAUUUUUACAGAGACUGGGCGCCAUAGUGAGAAAUGGGGCCAAACUAUUUGCAGUUGGUUCAGGUGCAUCUCUGGUUGGUACAGGCGUAACAAAUACUUUAAUCAAUGCACGGAAGGCUAUUGAUAAAACCUUUGCUGGUGAAGCUGAGAAUCUACCAGUUCUGUCGAGCAGUGCUGCAUAUGGUGUUUACAUGGCAGUCUCAGCCAACCUUAGGUACCAAAUCCUUGCUGGAAUUAUUGAACAACGAAUAUUGGAGCCCUUGCUACACAAGAACAAGAUCGCCCUCAGUGCACUGUGCUUCGUUUUUCGAACUGGCAAUACCUUUUUGGGAUCAUUGAUGUGGGUGGAUUUUGCACGUUGGGUUGGAAUCCAAAGAUCACGAGAACAAAAAGAAACUUAGAUAAUGGUUCUCAGUUUUACGGUCAACCAAGGAUCAAUUGGACAAGUUUUUUCUUUUUCUUUUUUCUUUUUGAAUUCAACUAUAACAGUGGUGAGAUUUUUUGUCACUCUUUAUUGCUGCUUUAUUUUUCUUAAUUCAAAAGAAGUAAGGUCUCUUCAUUGCGCAA
This is a messenger RNA of Lycium barbarum (goji berry), 1427 nucleotides long. RefSeq names its product protein RETICULATA-RELATED 4, chloroplastic-like. The transcript has 8 exons. The record is from RefSeq and is a predicted model, not a curated record. Bases 119 to 1261 code for a protein of 380 amino acids. Lineage: Eukaryota; Viridiplantae; Streptophyta; Magnoliopsida; Solanales; Solanaceae.